This is a messenger RNA of Aphidius gifuensis, 2460 nucleotides long. It is a transcript of the gene Hand, whose product is annotated as twist-related protein-like. The transcript is spliced from 3 exons. The coding region runs from base 260 to 1126 and encodes 288 amino acids. The record is from RefSeq and is a predicted model, not a curated record. Lineage: Eukaryota; Metazoa; Arthropoda; Insecta; Hymenoptera; Braconidae. Gene Ontology annotation, biological process: developmental process; regulation of transcription by RNA polymerase II. Gene Ontology annotation, molecular function: RNA polymerase II transcription regulatory region sequence-specific DNA binding; protein dimerization activity; DNA-binding transcription factor activity, RNA polymerase II-specific.
CACUGGUCCAUGCAGAAGGGGAACUUUGCCAUCGUAGACAUUUAACAGUGUUAAUUUGGCAGCAUCCGAGAUAAGGCAAACGUUCUCAUAUUUUUGACAUCUUCAAUACUUGAAGUAACUAUUUGAAUUGAUCAAACAUACAAUAGUUAAAAAUGGAAGUGAAUCAAUAAGAAUAGUGAAUGGUUUUAUUUUCAUUCUACAAAAAAUGUUCGUCUUUUUUUUUUAAUUCGUAGGAAUUGUUUUUCUAUGAGAAUACAAUAUGGGUAGCUUCGAAGCUCAGGCAGAAUAUUAUUUACACCAGUGGCAUCAACCAUAUGACUAUAUUACUCAGCUUCCGUAUGAUAUCCGAUCAACAUAUUGUGGUGCAGACUCUGGAAUAUCAGGUGGAAGUUCUGACCCAGGAAGUCCUACAGCACCAACACCACCAUUAGUGUUAGAAGAGCUAGGGAUUCAGAAAACGGUUUAUGGAUCUGCUGAUCAUCCUGUUUCACCCUCAAAAAAUCAACAAUAUGCUUUAAUUUCACCCCGUUCACACCAUUAUGGUAACUGUCCGCAAACUCUUUUUGAUUAUUCUAACGCGAAUCAUUUUGAAAUUGAUCGUCGGAAGAACGAAUUAUCUGGAGGAUGUCAUAUGGUCAAUUCAAUUGUGAGCAAUGAUACUGCUAGAGUCAUUCAAUACGAUAGUCAUUAUCAUCGGAAUGAGAGUGAGGGUAGCCCAAUGAUAAGACCGAAGAAAAGGAAUACUGCAAAUAAAAAAGAACGAAGACGAACGCAGAGCAUUAAUAAUGCAUUUGCAGAUCUUAGAGAUUGUAUUCCGAAUGUCCCAUUGGACACGAAACUGUCGAAAAUCAAAACACUUAGAUUGGCUGCAUCAUACAUUGGAUAUUUGAUGGCUGUUUUGGAGACUGAUGAAAAAGAACCACAGACAUUCUGUGUUGACUUUAUAUCUAGAACACGGAGAAACAAAUUCGAAAAAGACAACAAUAAAAUUUUUCGACCUGAACAUUUUCAUGACGAGAUGAAAGGCAAAGGUCGGACAGGAUGGCCUCAGCAUAUGUGGGCUCUAGAAUUGAAACCAGAAUCCUCUUCAACAUCAACUAUAUAUACUUCAGGCAGUCAGAUGUAAUACAGUUUUCUAUAUAAAACUGGAGUCCAAAUUUAUGUGAAAAAUUUUCAUAUUUUUUAUAAUUCAAUACUUAAGAAUAUGUUAUCGAUAAUGAAGCAUGUCUUUAGAAGUUAUUCAUAUUAUAGUAUUAUAACAAGUGUAAUAAAGAUUUUAGAAAAAUUAUCGAGUAUAAUUGUUAAAAUCUUAACGUAUCAAAAUUAAUCUGUAAUUCUAAAUUUAAAUAAUAAAUUUUACGUUCGUAAUUUCAAAAAUUUAUGAAAUAAAAUAAUAAAAAUAUAAUCAUAACCUGGAAAAAUGAUUGGUUCCAAAAUAACAACAAUUUAUAAUUUAAUCAGUAUAAUUACUGACGUACUUGUUUAUUAACAUUGAUUUGGUCAGGAUCACUCACACAUACAUACAUACAUACAUAGUAUACAUUUUUAUGAUGAUAUUUGACAUGGUUAUGGAAUACCUCCUCCACGGAAAUAAUUUAUUUAAUUUUUAUAUUUCGGAUAUAUCCUAAAAAAUAUAUUGUAAAUAAAUAUAUAAUAGUGCAGUUAUAUAUCUCCAAUAUCUAAAAUAUAAGAAAAAUAUUUAUAAGAUAUAGUGUUUUUGGCCGGAAUUAAUAUAAUACGUAUGUAUAUUUCUUAUAUUCAAAUUAUAAUUCACAUCAAUCGAGGAUAUAUACGACAUAACAAACAAGGAAAAAAAUUAAAAUACAGGUAAGAUAUAUGUAGGGUAUAUUCGAAAUAUAUCUAAUUUAUAUAAUUUCGUAUACUGUAUGGUAUAUGGUGUAUACUCAAAAUAUAUCUGAAAUAUAUAUAUAUAUAUUAUAUAUAUAUCUGUAUAGAAAGUAUAUUGUAUUAAAAAUAUAGAAAAUUUAUAGAAUAAUAAUAAAUGAAAAAUUUAUACAAAGGUUUAGGAUAUAUGUAUACAUUAAAAUUUAUUUAAAAUACAUGACGAAUACAUGGUUGUCGAAUAUAUGCAGCAUAUAUCUACUUUAUUAUUUAUUUAUGAUCAAAAAUUUAUCAGAUUCAUUUGAAUUAUUAUUUAUUUAUAAGAUUUAUUGAUUAUUAUCGAUCGACUAACAGUCGAGUGUUGAAACUUUAUUGAAUUGGCAAAUAAAAACUCAGAAUAAAAAAUUUCAAUAAUUAAAAUACUACGUAUUUUCACCUUUUUUAUAUGUAUACCCAACUGCUAUCGGUCGACUACUAGUCAAGUGUUUGAACUUUCUUUAAUCUAACAGUCGAGUGUUGAAACUUUAUUGAAUUGGCAAAUAAAAACUCAGAAUAAAAAAUUUCAAUAAUUAAAAUACUACGUAUUUUCACCUUUUUUAUAUGUAUACCCAACUGCUA